Messenger RNA from Didymodactylos carnosus, 6309 nucleotides. Lineage: Eukaryota; Metazoa; Rotifera; Eurotatoria; Philodinida; Philodinidae. The record is from the annotation of a GenBank genome assembly.
AUGGUUGAUAAUGACGAUGAACUUCAAUUAGACGAUUUAUUCGAGGCAAUCAAACGAAAUAAAGAUCAAGAACAUGAAGCAUUCUAUGUGUAUGAACAAUAUUUAGAUUCUCUACGCGCAAAUAAAUCGAAUGAAGAAAAAUUAAAAAUAUUAGAACAGAUAUUGAAAUUAGAAUGUAUCGAAAAAGCUAAAGCAAAUGGACUUGAAGAAGAUCGUCGAAAAAUCAAUUUAAAAUGGACGACAUUAAAAGAAUGUGGCAUGUUAAAACGAAAAGUUGGCCAUAUCACUGAAGCAAUUCAAUGUUUGGAUAAGGCAAAUAAAAUAGAUGAAAAUGGCAUGCUUUAUUAUGAAUUGGGUCUAUGUCAUUUAGAAAAUGGAAAUAUAUUUAGCGUUAAAACAUGUUUUGAAAAAACAAUCUCAAUGUGUAAUGAAAUAUUUCAUUGGAAAUGUCUUGAUCAAUUAAUAUCUAUUUAUUAUUUAUUAGGAAACUUUACAAAAUCUAUUAAAUAUAUUUCAAUUGGUUUAAAUCGUUCGUCAAUGUAUCGAGUUGGUUUAUUAUGUUUAAACUUAAUUCUACGUAAACAACCGUCAAUGAAAUAUUUAAUUGAUGAUACAUUUAAAGAUUUUAAUGGUGAAUUAGUAGUACUAGAAGACAGUGAUGUUAAUCAAUUUGAAGUUGAUAUCGAACAUUUUAAACAAAACAUUUUCAAAUUACAAAAUUUGCCACAAGAACAACAAGCAAUAGUUAGCAAUCCACCUACAGCUAUUAGCACUUUUCAAGAUUUUGGACAAUAUAUUUUGAAAAAAAUGAAAGAAUACAGUGGACUUAUAGCGAAAAUCACUGAACGUGUCGAUGUCAAAUCCUUUAUAAUGGUUAAUGAUGAUUUAUCAUUGCCAGACAAUAAUGACAGUACAAUUACAAAUCAAUUAGAUGAAUCAACAACAGCAACAAAAUCAAAAUCACGUAAAAAACGCACAUCGUGUCCAUCGUCAAAUGUUGGAGUUGAUGAUUAUGAAAAACGUCGAUCAGCAAGGAGUAUAACUCGUACACUAGUGGAAGAAAAUAAUAUAAUGGACAAAUUACGACGUUUAUUGGGUAUUGAUGACAGUAGUUCUGAUGAUGAAGAACAAGAUCCAGAUAUGUCAACAAGUCAGAAAACAGUAACAAUACAAGAUAACGAAAAUGGCCUCCCACAGCCACCUCAACCAUCUGUAAUACCAAAUAAUCAACCUGUUCAAAUUGAUUUUCAUAAAUUUAUUCAAUCAAUCGCUGAAAAAGAUGAUUCCUUGCAUCUAAUAGACUUAAUGUUCGCUUAUGUUGAAGAAUUAACAAAACAUUCGUCCGAUCUAUGGUCAAAUGAAUUACGUACAAUGUACGCGAAAUUAUUUGAUUAUUUGAUAGAUUACAUUCAGUUUCCAUCUGUACCUCAAGAUCUAGAAAGUCUAUACUAUAUGAAUCAUUUGAAAUCAUGUUUAUGUUAUAUUGAAAAUGCAUUGGGAUCAUUUAAAAGUGAUUUAACAGAAGAUUCAAUUGAAAAAUUUAGUCAUUUAGCUCGUUUAAAAUCGAAAUAUAAAUCAAUUGGUUAUUGUUUUGGACGAUUGCAACUAUACUAUUAUCUUAUACAAUCACCAAUAUUUCCCACGACAAUUGGUGAUAUGGAUGUACAUAUUUCAAUUAGAAUUCUUUGGAUAUCGUGUCUAUAUUAUUAUUUAUCUGGUGAUAUGAAUGAUUCGAUAGCAUGUGUAAUGAAACUCAGAGAAAUUUUAACUGUGAAUAAUGAAGAUUUAACACAAACAAUUACAAUACCAAAUCUUAUGCAAUUUUCAACGAUUUCAAAAAAUACUGUUGAUAAUGUUUUAUCUCGACUUAAAAAACAGUCUUUGUGCAAUGGUGAUUUAUCUAGUAGUAAUUCUGAUCAUUCAACAACAAAAUUAAAUUCACUCAUACAACGGAUACUUGUAACCGAAGAUAAUGUUGAAUUAGAAUCAAUAUUAAUUGAAUUGAAAAAGAAUAUUGAUAGAUUUUGUUUACAUUUAAUGACGAGUGGGAAUAAUCGAUCUCAGCAAAACUCAGAAAAAUCACUACUCAAAUUAUGUGAAACAUUAAUUCCAAUUUUAACUGGAAAAAUAAACUUCAAUACACCUGAAUUUUUAGCUGCAAGACAAAUAUACGAUCAAAUUAUAGCAGCACUUAUUGAUAUAUUAUUACGAUUGAUCGAUGAUGAUCAGGCACCAAAUUGGUCUGAUACAUCAUUCAAAUCACUUCAGAACUUAAUGAUAACGUUAAUUGAUUCAAUAAUGAAACGUGAUAAUAAUCAACAACAAUUUUGGCAUUUUAAAUCAGCUAAUCCAUGGAUCUUGUUACAUUGUAUAACGAAGAAACGAAAUCCAAAAAAGAAUGAACGAUUUUUAAAUGGAUUUGUCAAAACAGUGCACACUAUGUUUGGAAAACAUUCAUUGUGUCUAAUGAAUUGCGGUCAAUUAUUAGAAUAUUUUCUUCUUGAAUUGUUACAACUGGAGCAUUCUGAUAUUAAAAACCAGUUAAAUAUCGAGAAAUCAUCGAAUAAUGAUCUAAUGCAACGUCGGCUAUCGACAACUUCCUCUUCUUCAGCGACCAUGUUAUCAUCAGAAAAAAGCAAAUUAUCAAAAAUAAUUGAUGAAGCUGAACAGUGUAUUUAUUGUCUUUAUGGAAUUGUUCUAAGAAAAUCAAAAUUUAAAAAUUUAUGUGAUCAUCAAGUUGAAUUUACAUUAAAAAAAGCCAAUAUUGUCUUUUAUUUAUUAAAACCAAAAGAAUUACCGGGAUACGAAGGAAGAAUAGCGUGUGUAACAAACGAAACUGAGAGUAUCUUUCAUCGCUUUGAAAGCAUGAUCGAUUGGGAUGUGAACCGUGAAGCGACAAGACUAGAAUUAUUAGCUUAUAUUGAAAAAUCAGCUAAAAUUGAUUGUACUAAUUCACUAAAUAAGAUGUAUCAAGAACAAUUUCAGUUAAAACCAUUCCAUACCGAUAUUCCGUUAGAAAGAGAUUUAUAUUAUCUAUUGGCUGAUUAUUAUUUAAAAAUGAGUUCAAAUGAUGUAGCUAAAACUGAAAUAUCAAGAAAAAAAGCACGUGAUUAUUACAUAAAAGAUUUAUGUUUUAAUCCUACACGAUUUGAUUCAUGGGCUGGUUUAACGGUUAUUAAAUUUAGUGAAAUUGAAAAGAUUGUUGAUGAAGACGAAUAUAAUUCAGUAAUAUUCGAGGAAUAUAAUUCAGCUAAAUGUUUUUUUACACAAGCAAUUUCAAUCGAUAAUAACAACCAUACACUAUGGAUGGAAUACGGUGAAGUGACGUAUGUUUUACACGCAUACUGUUCAAAAUAUAGAACACAAUCAUCAGCAAUUAUUUUGGACAGAAGUACUCUUUUAGAUCGAUGUAAAACAGCUUAUAUAACUGGUAAUCUAUGUACUGAUAAUGAACAUAAAGAAGAAUGGGCUUAUUUAUAUAUGUCGGGAAAAAUACAGCAAAAACAACAAAGAUAUCAUUUAACAGAAUAUUUACAAAAAUUUAUCCAAGCACUUGACAUUUUACAUGAGCAAAAAGCACAAUAUCCUCGUAAACUGGGACAUCAAAAUGCAACAAAUACCAAACAAACACAUUUAGCUGCACAUGCACUUGAGAUGUUUUAUCGUAUUCAUGGUACAUCACUGAAAUAUAUUAGUGCCUAUAGUCAUCAUCAAUUUGUAACAUUAGAGCAAUUGAAUGAUUUAAUUCAGCUUUUACAAAAUAUUCAACACAAACCAUUUUGGACAAGUUUUUAUGAAAGAACAAAUGUGUCACACGAUCGAAGAAGUGCCCAGGUCAUUCAUGAAAUGUAUUUCUCAUCUGAUAGAAAAUUUGAUAACUCUGAUCAAAAUCACGAUUGGAUAAAUGCUUAUACAAAAUGUGUGAUGUUAUGCGUUGAUGGUCUUUAUUUGUGUAUUGUGAAAUAUAAUCGUCAUUAUCGUGCUUUAUAUCGUUUAGCACAUUUUUAUCAUACAGAUCAUUAUUUUAAGAACGAUCGUCUUAGUCUUGAUUUUUUAAUUGGUGGUAAGGCAUUGGCAUUAGAACAUUAUCCACAAGUAACAGGUCUAUUUGAAGAACGAACUAAAACCAAUCUAUUUAAUGGAAUUUGGCGUCUUCAACCAUUGGAUUUAGAACGAUGUGGCUCAUUUAAUUCGUCAAUGUAUAAAUGUACAUUAUUGUUAAUCGAUCUAUUAGCUUCGUUAAAUGAAAACAUAAUAUUAUUUGAUAUUGUUAAACAAUUAUAUACAAAACCAGAAUUUGAAAAAAAAUAUUUAUUGGAAAAUGAACGAAAACAUGCUUGUCAUCGAACAAUAUCAACAUUGAUUAAAAAAUUAAUCGAUGAAAUAUCUUCCAAAACUAUGGGUGAAAUUGAAUUGGAAGCGCUAACCUUGAUAGCUGAACCAGAAGAAUGUCCACCACUACCAAAAUUAUUCGAAUUAACUAUUAAUCUAUAUAAUUUAACGAAAACAACAGAAUUUUUUCACGAUUAUGAUUUAUCACAACUUGUACAAUUAGGAUAUCAACGUUAUAAACCGAUAUUGAAAAGUGCCCGUUUAUUACCAGAAAACAUAACUUCUGAUCGUCUGGCUGUGAUAUACGCAGCAAAAAAGAAGAAUAUUCCGAAGAAACGACCUCCUGCACCACCACCACCACCACCAUCUACUAAUCAAAAUUCAGUGACACCGUUACAGUCCCCACAAUCGCCACAGAAACGUCUGUGUUUAGAACAAGAUAAAUUUCAGUCUAAUAGCAAUGAAUUUCAAGAUUUGAUGGAAGUUAAAUCAAAUGAAAAACGAAAACGUUUAUUGCGUUAUAUUCCUCAUGAAUCUAAAAUAUCGUAUGAAUUAAAAUGUGAAUGGAAUCAAUGUAAUUUAAUUAUACAAAAUUUAAAUGAUUAUUAUCAACAUUUGGAUGAACAUUUAAAUGAUUAUAUCAAUAAUACUCAACAACAAGAGUCAAUAAAUUAUACUUGUCAAUGGUCACACUGUGGCUAUGUUGAAGAUAAAUUUGAUAAUUCAUUUAUUCGUCAUGUACGAUUUCAUGGUUUUCAUACAAAAUUGAAAUAUAUCGGUUUAAAAACAUAUGAACAAAAUUGUGAAACAAGAAUAUCUAAAUGUUCAAUUAGUCAUGAACAUUGUAAUAUGAUACCAGAUUUACCCGAUGAAUUUCAAUGUUCAUGGGAUCAAUGUCGAUUUUCAAGUAAUCAUCCUCAAUUAUUUUAUGAACAUGUCAAUCAACAUAUGAACAACAAUUGUUCGAUUGAUUCAAAUUCAAAAUUGACCAUAUGUCGAUGGACAGGAUGUUCUCAUCGACCGGAUAAAGCAUAUCGUAUUCGUGAACAUCUUCGCCAUCACACCCAAGAAAAAAUUAUAGCGUGUCCCGUUUGUGGUUCACUAUUCUCAUGUGGAGUCAAAUUUGUUGAACAUUGUCAAUUAUCAUCAAAUGUUCAUAAACAUGCGUGCCCAUAUUGUCCAUUACGUACAUUUUCCUCACCAUCGUGUGUGAAACGUCAUAUUAUUUAUUGUCACACCGAUAUCAAAUGUUUUCAAUGUCCAGAAUGUCCUCUAUCAUUUAAAGCAGCCUAUGAUGUAAGAAAUCAUUGGAGAAAACAACAUCAUCUACCAUCUCAACAACCGAUUAUUAGUGAACCAUCUACACCGAAACAUCAUUCACCGAUCGAUUCAAAUAAAGUAAUUCAACGUCCACAGACUCUCAUAGGUCCAAUUCAACCUCCAACUUCCCAUCGUCGUCGAGCUCAUCCGCCACCAACUUGUAUGACUGAUGAACAACAGUAUCCAUGCCGAAUUUGUCUUGUUAUAUUCUCAAAUGAAAACGAUUUAAAUGUACAUAAAGCAGCAAAUCAUAAAUCAAAAGAAUAUGCUUGUCAUGUAUGUUUUCGCCAUUAUUCCAAAGGGAAAAUUCUUACAAGACAUUUACAAAACAAACAUCAAUUAAAAAAACCAGAUGGAUGUACAAGAUUCAGUUAUGUCAGUGGUGUAGAUGGAUUCUAUUAUUUACAAGGACAAUAUCAACAAAAACAAAAUGAUGAAAAUAAAAAUUCAUCUUCGUCUAUGAGACCAACGGCCAGUUCGUCGUCCUUUUUAAUUGAUCGUUUUCUUAAAGAUCAACAAACCGACAAUAUGAAACCGUUUAGUCCCGAAUAUGAAGAUAAUUUUAAUAUUAUUGAUGAUAGUAGACUUGAUAAUGAUGAAGAUGAUAAUAUAACAGACUGUACAGAUUUUUUAAACAAUAUACUACAAAAUAAUUAA